AUGCCAAAACGCGUUCACAGCGCCAGUGAUCGCGAUGAUAGUGAGUCAACUGGUUCAUCGAAACGAACUCGCAAAGUAGCUGAUUUAGCUGAUGUUUGUCAAGAAUUCUACAAUGAUGUACGAGCUCAUAAAACUGAAGAUGGAAGAAAUCCAUCGGAAAGCUUUAUUCGACUUCCAAAUAAGAGAGCAAGCGCAGAUUAUUACAAUUCAAUAAGUGAUCCAAUUGAUUUCACACAAAUUCAACAGAAAAUUCAUUCUGAGGAAUAUACUACCUUGGAACAACUAUACGAUGAUAUUGAAUUACUCAUCAACAACGCAAAGAGUUUCUAUCGAAAAAAUUCUAGUGAAUGGAAAGAUGCGAAUGAACUAUCGAGAUACGUUUACUCGAAAACCAAAUCCGAAACCAUCGAUUCUCACUAUUUCGAAGAAUUCUUCACAGCGAUAUACAACGCUCAAAUCGAUGAUCGACCCAUCACUGACAUUUUCCUCUUCCUACCUUCACGAAAAAUCUAUCCUGAUUACUAUUUAAUAGUAACCAAGCCAAUUGAUCUAAAAAUGAUCGCAAUGAAAAUACAAAACAAUGAGUACAGUACACUUGAUGACAUGGAGAAUGAUUUAUUACUAAUGAUUGCAAAUGCAAGGAAAUACAAUGACCCUAAAUCACAAAUCUACAAAGAUGCUUGUGCUUUGAAAAAGAUCAUAACCAAUGUUCGAAAUGAACUUGAUUCUGCUCUCAAAUCUCCUAAUGAUCGUUUGAGACUUCGUAAACGUGACGUUCUUCUAUCAUCGGAAGUAGCAAAUAUGGAAUAUCCUGAAGAGCCUGAUGAUGAAGAAAUUGUUCCAUCACAAACCGAUGAUGCUGACUCCGAAACGAGUUCACUUGGCGAUGAAGAUGAUUUGUAUAGAAUUUUGUACAAUGCUGUUCGAUAUUAUAAACUUGGUGCUCAGAGCUUAAUCGAUCCAUUUAUGAAAUUACCGAAUAGGAGAUUUCAUCAAGAUUAUUACGAAGAAAUUCAACGACCGAUAGCAAUGUCUGUUAUUAAAAAUCAUAUCAAAAAAGGAAAAUACACGUAUUUAGAUGAUCUUGUCGAUGAUCUGAAACUGAUGUUUGAUAAUGCGAUGCAGUAUAAUCAAGAAGGAUCGUUAAUUUAUAAUAGUGCCAAGAAAUUACUUGAUGUUACUUUACUCAAAGCUCAUGAGCUUGGUUAUGACGAACAAAAACCAAGGAUCAAGGAAGCUUGUACUAAUUUUCCAACGAUCAAUGUCAAAGAUGAAUAUCGGGAUUCACCAAGUCCGCAAUCACCGAACUCACAACGAGGACGACCACCGAAGAAACCUGUUAUCAAAACGACAGAACAGAACAUUCUCGCGAUUUACACUUACAUCCGAGAAUAUCGAGAAAAUGAUGUUGGACUCAUUGCUCCAUUCUUGGAACUUCCAUCUGCGGAGGAAUAUCCUGACUAUUAUGAAACAAUCGAACAGCCGAUUGAUAUGGCUAUGAUCAAAGAAAAGAUUGAUAAAGGAAUCUAUAAACGUGAACAGGAUAUAAUCGAUGAUCUCAAUCGGAUGUUUAACAACGCUAAAGUUUAUAAUGUCGAUGAAUCCUAUAUAUUCAAAUACGCUGCUCGUCUCGAACAAGCCUUAACAACAAAAUUCAAAUCAAUGGUUGUCAAAAAGGAAAAAACAUCGCAAUCACUUCCACGAAUAAUCAACAAACGAUCAUUGAAUUCCUUACAAGAUAAAAUCUCCUAUCUAAUUCAAAUGAUUAAAGCGUAUACAGAUCAUCAUGGACGAACUCUAUCAACAGUAUUUUUGACAUUACCAUCCAAAAUCGACUAUCCGGAUUACUAUGAAAUUAUUCACAAACCGAUCGAUUUGAAACGUAUUGAAUCACGGCAUUAUUCCUCGAUUAAUGAACUGUCCAAUGACUUCAAAUUGAUGUUUGAUAAUGCAUUAUUGUACAAUGAACCGGGUUCAGUGAUCUAUCGAGAUGCGUUGACUUUACAACGAUUGUUUCUGGAGAAGAAACGUGAUUUUGUACAGAAUGAGAGCGUACAAACUCUUGUUUCUGAGCUACUGAUUUGCUUAUUCAUUCGAUUAUUUAAUUACGAGGAUCAAGAUGGGCAAUAUAUUAGCGACUCAUUUUCGGAAUUACAAGAACAAGCAGAAAACGAACCAUUUGAUAUUAUCUACACAUUCGAUCUCAUCCGGCAAAAUCUUGAUAAAUAUCGAUAUCGUCGUUUGGAUGUUUUUCAAGACGAUCUGUUCAAAGUAUUCGAACGUGUGCGCAAAUUAAGUUCAGCAACAUCACCAGUUUAUCAAGAUUCGAUUAAGUUACAACGUAUUUACAUUCGUUUACGAGAUGACAUCUGUCAACACGGCAGUUUACUUCGAUCACCGGCACUUCUAUUCAAUGAAGAACGAUUUCAAGAAGAACUUGUUCGCGAACGAACGGAGAAAAGUUCAACGACGAAUACGAAUAAUCAGGACAGUAGCAUCUCACCAACGAAAUCAUCUGAUUCAGAUGAGCAGAAAGUUUCGCCAAGCAAAUUAUCAUCACCGAUCGAGAAAAGUUCCCUAUCCAAAGGUCAAACUUAUUAUCUGGGUGAUUUUGUUUAUAUCGAACCAUUCGACGAGUCUAGUGAAUCUGUGAUUGUUUGCAUCGAAUCAUUCGAACGUAAGAAUAACGAGGAAUUCUUCAACGGCUUACAAUUCGUUCGUCCUAAUGAAACGUAUCAUACUCCAACACAAAAAUUUCUUCGUCAAGAAGUGUUUCUCACUCAACCGAUUGAACAUAUUUCCAUGAAUAAGAUUCAAAGCUUGUGCUACGUUCUUCAUGUCAAAGAUUAUUUCAAAUAUCAACCAGUCAUCGAUGAAAGCGAUACGCCAUUCUCCGAUCAAGAUGUGUAUGUUUGCGAAUCACGGUACAAUGUGAAGACGAAAAUGUUUAAGAAAAUCAAGUGGUGGAAUGUACCGGACAAUAAACGUGUGAAGUUGAUCCAACGCGAAGUUCCGCUGGAGAAUAUACGUAUGCCAUCAACAUUGGUGCAUCAUCGAUCGUCGACAAUGGAUACUGAUGUGACAAAUGUAGACAUUAUCGAUAAAGCAAAAGAAAUGGUAUUGUAUGAUGCAGUUAUCAAUGAUAAAUUAAAUGAAAAUUCGUCGGUUCGACGAGAUUUCUACGAACAAAUUGUCUUCUCUCCAAACCGAUUUUACAAAGUUGGCGAUUUUGUCUACGUUACGAAUGUCGAGAAUAAUAACAAUAAUGCUUUACAAAAACAAUUUAUCAUUCGAGUGGAUAAAAUUUGGAAAGACAAUGAUUCGUAUUAUGUCAGUGGACCGGUUUUCAUCCAACCAUCAGAUAUUAAUAAUCGAGAACAAUUAAUCAUCACUUCCAAAUGUUUCUAUGAACGAGAAGUGAUUAAACGCGAUGGUCCGAGUACGCAGAUCUCAUUAAACAAUAUGCGAGGCAAAUGUUCGGUGCUUUCUGUGAAACAUUUCUGCACUCAUCGUCUAACGGAAAUUUCCGAAUCGGACGUAUUUGUUUGUGAAUCGAAAUAUGUUAGUGAAGAUCAUAGUCUUCGUGCAUUAUCAAAACCAUUGAAAAGAAUAUCGUUAUCUUCGAAAGCAACAGCUGAUGAAAUUUGGACUUUCCGAAAGGAACUUUUACUUAAACAGGAUACACCUGGCGGCUUAAUGAAACUUGUUGACGAAGGCUCACCAAUGGAUAUCGAUGAUCAAUCGAACUCUGUUCUCAAUGGUGAUGAUCAUCAAUCAAAUUAUGAGACAAGCAAUAGUGGCACAAAUCUGAAUUCGUCAUUUUCAAAUCGUUAUAGCAACAAUCGAAAGAGUAAUCGACGUGUGUCAAUAACUCGACCAGUCUCUGGUUAUCUCGUCUUUGCAAGUGAAUCACGAAAACGCUUAGUACGUGAUAAUCCAGGCAUUCCAUUUGGCGAUUUGAGUCGAAUUAUCGGUGAUCAGUGGAGGCGUUUGCCUGCGUUGGAACGCGACAAAUACGAAGAAAAAGCUCGCGAACGAGCGAAAGAACAAGAAGCUCACGUUGUUAACAGUCCGAUUGUUAACGAACCUCCACCGCGUAUAGUCAACGGUCCAAUAACCACGAAUGGAUAUUAUCCUAAUGUCCAACAACCAAUCAACGGUAUUCUUCCUGUUCUAUUGAAAGCACCUACAACAGCUCCUGUUAUGAAUGCUCCUCCACGAGUGCAACGCGUGGCACAUUCAGAAAUGUAUUCAAGAUAUAUCGAUCAUUUGAAAACUGAUCAUCCAUUUAUAUCUGAUUGGCCAAAACAAAUCAAAGCAUCAAUUGGUAAUAAUGGCCAUAUAUCGUCACGACCGUUACCGACGCAUUGGUUUAUGAAUAAUAGCCCCGGUUUUUACAAUAACACGUAUGAAGCACUAUGGUCAAUGCGUGAUAAUAUGUGGUCGGAUGUAGUUCGUGUACGGAAUGUAUCCUCGGAUGAAUGGUAG
Molecule: messenger RNA, 4488 nt
Organism: Adineta ricciae
Lineage: Eukaryota; Metazoa; Rotifera; Eurotatoria; Adinetida; Adinetidae
Source: the annotation of a GenBank genome assembly